UUUCUUGGGACUGUUGUCUGGGACUGCACGUAGGGCCCCCGACAGCUGCUCUCGGGAGCCGCCUCCCGACACCCGAGCCCCGCCGGCGCCUCCCGCUCCCGGCUCUUGGCUCCCUCCGCCUCUCCCUCCCCGCGCCCCGCCGCCACCAAGGAGGCCCCGCUUCGGGGUCGGACGCCGGGGUCUGCCGUGAAGAGCGAUGAGAGAGAUGUUGCCCCCACCCCCGUAGGCCCAAGGGAUCAAGAGCAAUGGGGCCAGGGGCCCUCUCAUUUCUACUGCUGCUGCUGCUGCUCUUGGUGGCAACAGGAGAUGCUGACAUGAAGGGACAUUUUGACCCUGCCAAGUGCCGCUAUGCCCUGGGCAUGCAGGACCGGACCAUCCCGGAUGGUGACAUCUCUGCUUCCAGCUCCUGGUCAGACUCCACUGCGGCUCGCCACAGCAGGCUGGAAAGCAGCGACGGAGAUGGGGCAUGGUGCCCUGCGGUGCCGGUGUUUCCCAAGGAGGAGGAGUACCUGCAGGUGGACCUGCGGCGGCUGCACCUGGUGGCGCUGGUGGGCACCCAGGGGCGGCACGCAGGGGGCCUGGGCAAGGAGUUCUCCCCCAGCUACCGGCUGCGCUACUCCCGGGACGGCCACCGCUGGAUGGAUUGGAGGGACCGCUGGGGCCAGGAGGUGAUCUUAGGUAAUGAGGAUCCUGGGGGAGUGGUGCUGAAGGACCUUGGGCCCCCCAUGGUGGCCCGACUGGUUCGCUUCUAUCCCCGGGCGGACCGAGUCAUGAGCGUCUGUCUACGGGUGGAGCUCUAUGGCUGCCUCUGGAAGGAUGGACUCCUGUCUUACAUGGCCCCUGUGGGGCAGACGAUGUACUUAUCUGAGGCUGUGCACCUCAACGACUCCACCUACGAUGGACACACCACACACACCGUUGGCGGGCUGCAGUACGGAGGUCUGGGCCAGCUGGCAGAUGGCGUGGUGGGGCUGGAUGACUUUAGGAAGAGCCAGGAGCUGCGGGUCUGGCCAGGCUAUGACUAUGUGGGAUGGAGCAAUCACAGCUUCCCCAGCGGCUACGUGGAGAUGGAGUUUGAGUUUGACCGGCUGAGGACCUUCAAUGCCAUGCAGGUCCACUGUAACAACAUGCACACGCUGGGAGCCCGCCUGCCUGGCGGGGUGGAGUGUCGCUUCAAGAGGGGCCCUGCCAUGGCCUGGGAGGGGGAGCCCGUGCGCCAUGCCCUGGGGGGCAGCCUGGGGGACCCCAGAGCCCGGACUGUGUCAGUGCCCCUGGGCGGCCGAGUGGGCCGCUUUCUGCAGUGUCGCUUCCUCUUUGCUGGGCCGUGGUUACUCUUCAGCGAAAUCUCCUUCAUCUCUGAUGUUGUGAAUGACUCCUCCCUGGCUUUGGGGGGCACCUUCGCACCAGCCCCCUGGUGGCCACCCGGCCCACCUCCCACCAACUUCAGCAGCUUGGAGCUGGAGCCCAGGGGCCAGCAGCCUGUGGCCAAGGCCGAGGGGAGCCCGACCGCCAUCCUCAUUGGCUGCCUGGUGGCCAUCAUCCUCCUGCUGCUGCUCAUCAUCGCCCUCAUGCUGUGGCGCCUGCACUGGCGCAAGCUCCUCAGCAAGGCUGAGCGUCGGGUGUUAGAAGAGGAGCUGACGGUUCACCUCUCUGUCCCUGGGGACACCAUCCUCAUCAACAACCGCCCAGGCCCUCGAGAACCACCCCCUUACCAGGAGCCCCGGCCUCGUGGGAAUCCGCCCCACUCUGCUCCCAGUGUCCCCAACGGCUCUGCGUUGCUGCUCUCCAAUCCAGCCUACCGUCUCCUUCUGGCCACUUACGCCCGCCCCCCUCGAGGCCCGGGCCCCCCCACACCCGCCUGGGCCAAACCCACCAACACCCAGGCCUGCAGUGGGGACUACAUGGAGCCGGAGAAGCCGGGUGCCCCGCUUCUGCCCCCACCUCCCCAGAACAGCGUCCCCCACUAUGCCGAGGCUGACAUUGUCACCCUGCAGGGUGUCACUGGAGGCAACACCUAUGCUGUGCCCGCGCUGCCCCCAGGGGCAGCUGGGGAUGGGCCCCCCAGAGUGGAUUUCCCUCGGUCGAGGCUCCGCUUCAAGGAGAAGCUUGGCGAGGGCCAGUUUGGGGAGGUGCACCUGUGUGAGGUAGAGAACCCUCAAGAUCUGGUCAGUCUUGAUUUCCCCCUUAGUGUGCGCAAGGAACACCCUUUACUUGUAGCUGUCAAGAUCCUACGGCCAGAUGCCACCAAGAAUGCCAGGAAUGAUUUCCUGAAGGAGGUGAAGAUCAUGUCGAGGCUAAAGGACCCAAACAUCAUCCGGCUCCUGGGCGUGUGUGUGCAGGACGACCCCCUCUGCAUGAUAACUGAUUACAUGGAGAAUGGCGACCUCAACCAGUUCCUCAGUGCCCACCAGCUAGAGGACAAGGCGGUGGAGGAGGACAGAGAUGGGGAGGCGGCCCAGGGGCCCACCAUCAGCUACCCGAUGCUGCUGCAUGUGGCGGCCCAGAUUGCCUCGGGCAUGCGCUAUCUGGCCACACUCAACUUUGUGCAUCGGGACUUGGCCACAAGGAACUGCCUGGUUGGGGAGAAUUUCACCAUCAAAAUCGCCGACUUUGGCAUGAGCCGGAACCUCUACGCCGGGGACUAUUACCGUGUGCAGGGCCGGGCGGUGCUGCCCAUCCGGUGGAUGGCCUGGGAGUGCAUCCUCAUGGGGAAGUUCACGACUGCCAGUGACGUGUGGGCCUUUGGGGUGACCCUGUGGGAGGUGCUGAUGCUCUGCAGGGCCCAGCCGUUUGGGCAGCUCACCGAUGAGCAAGUCAUCGAGAACGCGGGGGAGUUCUUCCGGGACCAGGGCCGGCAGGUGUACCUGUCCCGGCCCCCAGCCUGCCCACUGGGCCUGUAUGAGCUGAUGCUUCGGUGCUGGAGCCGGGAGCCUGAGCAGCGACCACCCUUUUCCCAACUGCAUCGGUUCCUGGCAGAAGAUGCGCUCAACACAGUGUGAAUCACAACACCCAGCCGCCCCUCCCUCAGGGAGGAUUCAGGGGAGGCCAGCGGCACUAAACAAGAGGAGCUAAGCGCACCCCACUCCAUUCCCCCUCCUGACCGCCCUUCACCUCUGAGAGAGGCAGUGUGGCUGAAGGUGGGCUGGGCCUGCCAGGGAGCUGACGCCCUCCCUUCCCCAGAUACGCUCUCAUGCCCCCUUCCUGCUCCUCUUAAAAGCCCCUGCCACCCACCCAGCUGGCCCUGUGGAUGGGAUCCUCUCUGACCUCCUCUAGCCAUCUCUUGGGGGAGGUGGGAGAAAAUAUAGGGCAGACACUGGACCUGGCCCAUUGGAGCACCUGGGCCUCCCUGGACAACACUGGUGCCUGGAGAGAAGGCUGUUGCCCCCAGCCUCUCUCUCUCUCCGUCACACACUGGACCCCACUGGCUGAGAAUCUGGGGAGUGAGGAGGACAAGAAAGGGAGAAAGGGGUUCCCUUGUGCCUCCUCCUGGGAUUGCCCUCAGCUUUGGCCUCCCUCCUCCAUCCUAUGAAACACUGGACUUGGGGGUGAUCCCUACCCCUGCCAGCCUACCCACUUCCCAUCUGCCCUGUUGUAGGUAGAACUUCUCUAAGCCUGUAUGUUUCUGUGGAAUAAGUAUUGGGGUUAGGGGGGAAGGAGAGCAAUGGCCCAUGGCCCUGGGGUUGGACAUCUCUAUGGUAGCUGCCACAUUGGUUUUUCUAUAAUCACUUGGGGUUUGUACAUUUUUGGGGGGGGAGAGACACAGAUUUUUACACUAAUAUAUGGAUCUAGCUCAAUGCUAUUUUAAUCCCCUGCACUAGGCAGGUAAUAAUAAAGGUUGAGUUUUCCACA
Lagenorhynchus albirostris (white-beaked dolphin) is the source of this 3849-nucleotide messenger RNA. It is a transcript of the gene DDR1, whose product is annotated as discoidin domain receptor tyrosine kinase 1. Gene Ontology annotation, cellular component: membrane; signaling receptor complex. The record is from RefSeq and is a predicted model, not a curated record. Lineage: Eukaryota; Metazoa; Chordata; Mammalia; Artiodactyla; Delphinidae. Gene Ontology annotation, molecular function: collagen binding; protein tyrosine kinase collagen receptor activity; ATP binding. Gene Ontology annotation, biological process: positive regulation of kinase activity; protein phosphorylation; multicellular organism development. The coding region runs from base 246 to 2999 and encodes 917 amino acids. The transcript has 19 exons.